GGCGGAGCCGGCGACCAGAUGCAGCGGAGGAGCGACGCCACCCCUGCCACCGCUGCCGUAGUCGUCGACACAGCCCAUCGCGGUGCUGGGCCAGAUCGCGGAGAUGUUUCCAGUGUGGAGCGAUGGGGCAUGUUCGGGAUGCCUGCAGCAGCGGACGACUGGAUCUGGUGGCUGAGGACGAGUUCGACGAGCCAUCGGACCUGCCCGCUCACGAGGACGGUGAGGUGUAUCAGCUGUUCUACGAAUCAGCUGGUACAGGGCGUGAUAGUCGUCGGCCCCCUUUGUACGUAGACGUAAAACUCAACGGCCGCCCGAUCAGAACUGAACUGGACACUGGGGCGGCAGUAUCUGUGUGUUCCGAGGCCGAGUUUUUAAAGCUCUGGCCAAAGGGGGGUCCAGUGCUGAAACCCAGUGCGCUCAAACUGCAGACGUAUGGUGGUGAUGCCCUGUCUGUGUUGGGUGAGGUGUUGGUGUGUGUGCAGUAUGGCUCUGUCUCUGUAAACCUGCCGCUGGUGAUUGUGAAGGGUAACGGACCUUGCCUAUUCGGCCGUGACUGGCUGUCACAUUUUCGCCUGGACUGGGCGGCCAUUUGUCGGGUGUCGGGUGUGACUGCCGAUCCUCAGUUGCACCCUCUACUGAAGGAGUUCCCCAAGGUGUUUGACGAUCAGCUGGGCUGCUUCACGGGCGAGCCGGUGUCGAUCGUGGUGGAUCCCGACGCCACGCCGCGGUUCUUCAAGGCCAGCCCGGUGCCGCUGGCGUACCGCCAGCGAGUCGACGAGGAGCUGGAGCGCCAAAUACGCCUGGGGCUGUUGGAGGAAGUCCGCGACAUACCGUACUACGCCGCACACGACCACUCAGAAGUCGCCGGCGGAAUUGUUUUUGAACCGGCCGCUUCGUACCCAUUUUGAUGGACUACGGCCGGAUCUCUCUUUCGAGAUGCAAAGUCGACAACGGUCCCAAAAACUAUAUCGAGAUAGAGGUUCCCGAUCCCGACAUGUGAAUGUUGGGGACGCAGUGUGGGUGACGGCAGUAACCAGGUUACAGGGGACGGGCGGCGUUUCCUGGUUACCGGGUGUUGUGUUAGAGGUGACAAGUGUGAAGGUGACGGUUUUGUUAGACUGCGGUAGAGUGGUGCAGCGGCAUCUCGACCAUGUUCGCCGUGAUUGUUCGGGUGUGCGCCGGCGGCCGGGUGCGGAUGAGGUGUCGCUGGCUGAUCCUCUACCGGUGGUCGCUCCGGCCGCGGCGGCGGCUCCGGUGGAGUCCGAGCGGCCAGCCGGCGGGCCGGGUCAUUCUUACAACUUGAGGCCACGGCCUACUCAGGGGCCGCAGCGGCUGUGAGAAGGAUGUUUCAGUGCGCUCUGUUUUUGUUAUGCAAAUGCUUGUUUGGUUUGGUUCGUUCCGGAGGUACCCCUAGUCCGGAACGGAGGGGGAAGUGUUAUAGGGGAAGCUCCCUUCGUAUGGCAGCCGUUGUACCGCUGCCAUAUCUGUGCCCGCUCCGUUGGUCAAGGCCGCCAAUAAACAGUUCGUGCCCAGAGCCCGUCUCUGAUCUAUUACAA
This is a messenger RNA of Amphibalanus amphitrite, 1556 nucleotides long. RefSeq lists its product as uncharacterized. Bases 123 to 908 code for a protein of 261 amino acids. The transcript has 2 exons. The record is from RefSeq and is a predicted model, not a curated record. Lineage: Eukaryota; Metazoa; Arthropoda; Thecostraca; Balanomorpha; Balanidae.